AUGGUCCCCUUGAAAGGCCUUGUAUUCAACCUCAAAGGCCACCAAGAGCAGAUAACUCAGUUCCCCCUUCGAGAUCUCGCCUUCGCGCAAUGGCAGUCCACAAGCAAGGGGAAAAUCGGCGUGAGACUUCGACGCGUCAUAUUCCCGGCUAUGCUUUUCGAUGAAUCCAUAUUUGCAUUCUGGAUCUCCUUUUGGGUGGUUGAGUUUUGA
This is a messenger RNA of Clonostachys solani, 210 nucleotides long. NCBI's taxonomy places the organism in Eukaryota, Fungi, Ascomycota, Sordariomycetes, Hypocreales, Bionectriaceae. The record is from the annotation of a GenBank genome assembly.